AUGAACAUCAUUGGGAGUUACCAGCAUCACCACCACAUGAUGCCAGAACCUUAUAUCUUCACCCCUGGCUCUAGAUGCCACCAGGACAGACCUUUCUUCCAAGGAUGGGUCCUAAAUCCAGGAGAAGUGUCCCCAUCAGAAUUUGCCACCCAGCCCCCCUAUAGCCCUGAGUAUGGCACAGUGGGCCCUGCCCAGAGUAGCGGCAGCAGCCGCCUGGAGGCUCUAGGUGGUCGGCUGGCCAGGAGGAAAGGGGUGCCCCCCAAAAAGGAGAGGAGAAGGACGGAAAGUAUUAACAGUGCGUUCGCAGAACUAAGAGAAUGUAUCCCCAAUGUGCCGGCAGACACCAAGCUCUCCAAGAUCAAGACCCUCAGACUGGCCACCAGCUACAUCGGCUACCUGAUGGAUGUCCUGGCCAAGGAUAGUGAUCCGGGGGGCACAGAGGGCUUCAAGGCCGAGAUCAAGAAGGUGGACAACAGAGACUGCAAGAGGAAAAGAGAAACUCAGCAAAGUGAAGGAGUUUGGAGUGCUGCACCCCAAGGGGAGAAAAAAAUUAAGGGAAGGACAGGAUGGCCACAACAGGUCUGGGCCUUAGAACUAAAUCCUUAA
Molecule: messenger RNA, 606 nt
Organism: Hyla sarda
Lineage: Eukaryota; Metazoa; Chordata; Amphibia; Anura; Hylidae
Gene: HAND1
Product: heart and neural crest derivatives expressed 1
Exons: 2
Coding region: 1-606 (201 amino acids)
Biological process (GO): heart development; regulation of transcription by RNA polymerase II
Molecular function (GO): DNA-binding transcription factor activity, RNA polymerase II-specific; RNA polymerase II transcription regulatory region sequence-specific DNA binding; protein dimerization activity
Source: RefSeq, a predicted model, not a curated record